CCAAUUAUAUUCGUUUUAUGAGUUUAUGUAGCAGACCAAAGAGUGGCUGCAGACUGGCUCUUGUAUUUCACACAAAGUCGGCUCUUCGGAGCAGAGGCCAUAUCUCAUCAACGCUUUUUAAACUUUCAUCAUCGUAAACAACAAAAAAAGCUCUCGGACGCGGUCGGCCUUUUUACACCCUGUGCUUCCGUCCUCGAGCUCACCGCCGUCGCGAGAAGAACCACUCAGAAAGAUAUUCACUAGAAUGCAAGUUCCAGCCGAGGCCUCAGCGACAACCGGAUCCGCAGCCUCGACGGCUGCGAACGGCACCGAGCCGCUGCAACAGCAAUGGACGCCGGAACUCGCGAUUCCAAAAUCGAUCCUGUCCCUCCCGGCACCGCUGUCGUUCUUCAGGAUCCUCAGGUUUCUAAAGACCCAGCGCCGGACAGGCUGGCUUGAUAAGGGCAUUCAGCAUGGCAACGCGGAGUCUAUCAGCGAUCAUAUGUAUCGAAUGGCGGUUAUGUCUAUGCUUGCUCCGCCGGAGGAUAAUCUUGAUAGUCGAAAGUGUGCGAUGAUUGCUCUCGUGCACGAUCUGGCCGAGGCCGUAGUCGGAGAUCUGACUCCUUCCGACCCUGUCGGCGCUGACGAAAAACACCGACGCGAGCGUGAAACGAUGAACUACCUCGCCGACCUCAUCCGCCCACUAAACCCGGACGCAGCCUCGCAACUAUACACACUCUACCUCGAAUACGAAGAAAUGUCAACUCCCGAGGCCCGGUUCGUCAAAGAUCUCGACAAAUUCGAGUUUUUGCUGCAGACGGUCGAGUACGAAAUGGACGUGCUCGAGGGAAAGGAGGAUAAGAAGGUCGAGCUGGCGGAUUUUUUCAAAGCGAGGAGUAAGAUAAAGCAUCCAUUGGUGAAGCAGUGGCUAGGUCAGUUAGAGGACGAGCGCAAAAAUGUCGUGGGUCUGUGAUUGCGUUUUGUCGUUUUAUCUGGCCAUGGUCGAUUUUUGGAUCGUCUAUAGGAGCUUUUGUUCUUUCUUUGUCGCAUUUUUCUAAAUAGACACCCAUGCUAAUUAUCUAAUUUACACU
This is a messenger RNA of Myxozyma melibiosi, 1070 nucleotides long. RefSeq names its product HD domain-containing protein. Gene Ontology annotation, cellular component: cytoplasm. The transcript is spliced from 2 exons. NCBI's taxonomy places the organism in Eukaryota, Fungi, Ascomycota, Lipomycetes, Lipomycetales, Lipomycetaceae. Gene Ontology annotation, molecular function: 5'-deoxynucleotidase activity. The record is from RefSeq and is a predicted model, not a curated record. The coding region runs from base 245 to 952 and encodes 235 amino acids.